Daphnia pulex (common water flea) is the source of this 1591-nucleotide messenger RNA. Its product is annotated as beta-1,4-N-acetylgalactosaminyltransferase bre-4-like. The coding region runs from base 172 to 1344 and encodes 390 amino acids. The transcript has 4 exons. Gene Ontology annotation, biological process: carbohydrate metabolic process; glycosphingolipid biosynthetic process. The record is from RefSeq and is a predicted model, not a curated record. Gene Ontology annotation, molecular function: N-acetyl-beta-glucosaminyl-derivative 4-beta-N-acetylgalactosaminyltransferase activity. Lineage: Eukaryota; Metazoa; Arthropoda; Branchiopoda; Diplostraca; Daphniidae.
GACGGGAUGUAAAAAAUAAAGAAACGAGCAAAUAAGGUACCUCAACCUCUAUCAUAGGUUAAAUCCAUCCGCCAAUACACUGUAAAAAGGCGGGGUUUUGAGCUACACGUAUAGGAACUUGUUGCCAGGAAUACAUAUCUAAGAAGACUGUAACUUUCAUCCAGUCUAGUGAUGGCUUACAGAUUAUUCAGACGGCCGGUUUCGAGGACUAGUGUAAUUGUUUCCCUGGAAGUAUUAUUUUUUUUAUCUAUUAUCACCAUCGUUUCUUUGUACGUCGAUAAAUAUAGAAGUGACAUUGACAAAAAUGUCGCUUUCGUUCGAGGAAUCCCAAAUCUAUCUUAUCAUUUACUUGAUCCCAUAACACCAGUUUCUGAGGAAUUACUUCAAUUUGAGGAGGAAGAAAGAACAAAAGAUGUUUGGAAAUUAAAGCCCAUCAGCAAUAUCUCAUCUUUUAAAAUAAGAAAUAAAUCAACACAUUUCUGUCCAGCUGUUUCACCACUGUUAGUCGGGUGGCUUGACAUCAGUUCUUUUGCUGAUCCCACUAAAAAGGAAGAAAACGAAAACAUUCUGAACACAAAAAUGGCGGAAAGUGGUCUGAAUAUUGGUGGCCGAUACCAACCGAGUGAGUGUCAAUCACGAAACAAAGUUGCCAUCAUCGUGCCAUACAGAAACAGAAAAAAUCACUUACGUAUAUUUUUGCGCUACAUGCACCCGUUCCUGCAAAGGCAACAGCUAGAAUAUAUUGUCGUCGUUGUCGAACAAUCAGAGGGAUCACCAUUCAACCGUGGAUUGCUUAUGAAUAUUGGCUUUAAAGAGACUCAGCUGAGAGAGAAAUUUCAAUGUUUUAUCUUCCAUGACGUUGAUCUUCUUCCUGAAGAUGAUAGGAAUCUUUACACCUGUCCCGAAGAAGGAAAUCCACGUCAGAUGGCCUUCUCCAUAGAUAUAUACGAUUAUAAGCCUACGAUUGAAAAUCAUUUUGGAGGUGUAAACGCAUUUUAUUCUGGCGACUUCCAACGAAUCAAUGGUUUUUCAAAUAGUUAUUGGGGCUGGGGAAGUGAAGACGACGAUUUGUAUCAUCGCGUACUUCACCACAACCUAAGUGUGACAAGGAUGUUCGACGACAAGUCCAUGUUCAACAAUGUUGCUCGCUACAAAAUGCUCGACCAUGACUGGGUCAAUCCAAAUCCGAUGAGGGAAUCAUUAUUUGGAAAUAGAACUUCCAGAUUUCAAUAUGACGGACUAAACAAUCUUAAUUAUCAACACAUUAAAGUGACUUCCAAGCCUUUUUACACACAUAUAUUUGUUGAAAUUCAACCAAAGAUGUGGCAAAUUAAAAAUAUGUGAGAGUUUAAGCAUUUUCUGUUUUCCCUUAUUAAUUUUUUUAUGGAUUUGGGAGAGUGGGGCUAGUUAUCAUUUAGGAAAGUUGGUACAACUUUUUUCUCGAUGGGCUGUAAUAAAUUUAUAGGGCAAAAAGGAUAAUUAACAAUUUAAAUCUUACUCUAAAAAAAUCAGUCCUUAAUUCAAAAUUAUUUAGGAAUAAAAAUAAAAGAUUUUGUUGCGCCUUAAAAGUGUGUGUUUUAUUUUGUUAUUU